ACACGUUGAGCACAAAGUCAUCAAGUCUGGGAACCUAUCAGAUCUUGAGCCAGAGCCAGCGACCAGAGACCACAACCCGACAUGUCCGAGCACCCUCUUGUCAAUCCGCCAUGCGGUCCAAUGCAGGGCUUCAGCAAGGGCUCUGUGGUCAAGUACACCGGCAUCCCAUACGCGACAGCUUCACGCUUCCAGAUCCCAGAGCCCAUCAAAGACUGGUCCGAAACGUUCCAAGCGACUACUCCUAGUCCAGCAUGCCCACAACCCAACGACAAAGGCUCAGCUCUCAUCGCAAAAGUGCCACUGCUCCAAGGUCUGAAGAUCAGCGAAGAAUGCCAUCAUCUGUCCAUUACGGUGCCAGAGAAUACUCAAGCAGGCGACAAACUUCCAGUCAUGGUUUGGGUGUACGGCGGGUCUUUUGCGACAGGUGCUGGCGACUCACCUGCCUACGACCCGUCGAGAAUGGUCGCCGAACAUGGGGUCAUUGUCGUCAACAUCAACUACCGCCUCAAUCUGUUUGGGUUUUUGGGAGACGGCCAGACGAGGCCUGCGAAUCUUGGACUGCUGGAUCAACUGGAAGCUCUGCGCUGGGUGCGGAGGAACAUUGCUGCUUUUGGAGGUAACGAUGAUCCGAAGACCAUUACCUUCUUCGGACAGUCAGCUGGUGGAAGCUCAGUCGCCGAUAUUAUGGCUGUGCCUGAAGCGUCUUCGUUGUUCGGUCGUGCCAUAGUGCAAAGCGCGCCGUUCGGCAUCACCAGAGGUAGAGAUGCACUGAACAUCACCUUGCUGAAAGCAGCUGGGUCCGCAAGCCCCGAAAUGCCCGCUGAAGAACUGGUGAAACUGUGCGAGAAGAUUGACAAAGCCGGGUCUGGAAGCUUGCCGAUGGGUGGUAUGCCUUUCGCACCACAAUAUGGACAUGCGCCUCUUCCCGCCGAAGCAGACUUGAACACCGGACUCGACGAAGUCGCACCACAGAUCGACCUGCUUGUCGGCAGUGCUGAUGAUGAGGCAUCGUUGUUUGUGCCUUUUCUGCCUGUUGUUGGCUCAGCAAUCGACAUUCCUGUUGUAGGCAAAUCCAUUCACGACCUUGCAGUCUCAAAGGUCACCAAGCUCUUGUAUCAUCCCUUCGACAAAGACUUUGCAGAACGGCAUGCUCGAGCAGGUGGAAAAGCCUCACUGUACCGAAUCCAUUGGAGAAACAAGAAGAACCGGUUCGGCGCUACACACACAAUUGAGUUGCCGUUGUUAUUUGGGAAUGAGGAAGUCUACGGGGGUGCAAAGACGCUGGAGGGAUUUACUGCUCAAGAAGUCGAUACGGCCGGGAAGCAGAUGCGGAAGAUCUGGGCAGACUUUGCAAAAGGAAAGCAAGUUGACAUCGCUGAUGCUGUUGAUGGACUCAUCUCCAUCGAACGAAUUUGAUGUGGUUGGUCCCUGACGAACCCAACCACACAUGCAAAGAGGUUGGGCGGGUGUUGAACGAGGGUUCGAAGUCUUGGUGUUGAAAGUACCAGGCCGACUUCCGGAUUUACUUACCAUGGGUUCCUGGCUCUUACGGCUGCAUGUUACAACAACGGUGUUAGUAAGCACUGUCCGAACUUGCAAAUGUACCCGAGAUACAGCGACCAUAAGAAGCGAUCGGGAAGGUUGUACAACUGCUCCAAGCAUAGUAAUUACUUUCGUACGUACGAACACAGAAGUAUCCUAAAGACAAGGCA
This is a messenger RNA of Aureobasidium pullulans EXF-150, 1712 nucleotides long. RefSeq names its product putative esterase. The transcript has a single exon. NCBI's taxonomy places the organism in Eukaryota, Fungi, Ascomycota, Dothideomycetes, Dothideales, Saccotheciaceae. Bases 82 to 1416 code for a protein of 444 amino acids. The record is from RefSeq and is a predicted model, not a curated record.